Molecule: messenger RNA, 882 nt
Organism: Vicia villosa (hairy vetch)
Lineage: Eukaryota; Viridiplantae; Streptophyta; Magnoliopsida; Fabales; Fabaceae
Exons: 2
Coding region: 1-882 (293 amino acids)
Source: RefSeq, a predicted model, not a curated record
AUGACCAAAAAGGAAACUUACACUGGAAUAGGGCAAGAGGUCAAAGUUGUUGAUUUGGCUAAAGCUUUAGGGAUACCCAUCACUGAUCUGGUGCCUCACUAUAAGACUAAUGGUGAUUUGCGAGGAAUCAAGAGGACGUUCUUGGAGGCCCAAGCUAUGGCAUAUGCUCAGAAAAAGAAAUGGGAGAUAACUGGAAAUAUUUGGGCUCUUUUAAUGUUUGGAGUGGUUCUACUUCCUAAAAAUGUUGACUAUGUGGACUCUGCUGCUAUUCAUGUAUUUUAUUCUGUGAAAGUUUUUGGAAAAGACCCCACUCCUACAAUAUUAGCUAAUAUUUAUUACACUUUGCAUACCCGUUGUGUGAAGAAGAAAGGGAUGAAGCUCAAUUAUGGAAGUAUUAUCUAUAGGUGUGGGGAAUAUCACAAUGUCCCUUUAAUUGGGACAAAUGGUUGUAUUAAUUAUAACCCAAUGCUAGCUCUACGACAAUUAGGACACUCCAUGAAUGAUAAGACUUCUGAAGAGCAAAUCAGAAAAUUAAUUCUACAUGAUAUGGGGAAGGAGGACCCAAGAGAGUUAAAAAAGGUAAUCCAUGCUUGGAGUCAUGUGCUUAGAAAAGACUUUGGGCCAAAGAAUGUCAUUGCAAAAGAACCUUAUGUCAGGUGGGUUACAGAAAGAGUAAAGAAAAAUCUUCUCCCAUUUGUGGUGGAUCCUACUUACAAGUCUCACACUCCUGAUCAAGGUCUCCUAUCCGUAGAAGAGAGACUUAGGGCGGCCCUAGAGGCCUCCCAAAGAGAGAAGGAAGGGUUAGAGCUUCAAGUACACCAACUAACUAAUGAGAGGAGCCAACUACGCCUUGACCUCAAAGAUAGGGAUACAGAACUGUGA